This is a messenger RNA of Branchiostoma belcheri (Belcher's lancelet), 1428 nucleotides long. Its product is annotated as galactose-3-O-sulfotransferase 4-like. The transcript has 5 exons. Gene Ontology annotation, molecular function: galactosylceramide sulfotransferase activity. Gene Ontology annotation, cellular component: membrane. The record is from RefSeq and is a predicted model, not a curated record. Gene Ontology annotation, biological process: glycolipid biosynthetic process. NCBI's taxonomy places the organism in Eukaryota, Metazoa, Chordata, Leptocardii, Amphioxiformes, Branchiostomatidae. The coding region runs from base 59 to 1288 and encodes 409 amino acids.
CUAUCGUCGAUCGCGCCCUUAGUCUUAGACAACCGAACUAUACAAGCAUGUACACACAAUGGCUUCGUUAAGGUCUAGGAUACUGCAUUUCAGCUGCCUGGCUGUAGUGUUGUAUGUUGGCAUGCUGUGGAGUUGGAAAAACACGGGGUUUCCAGCGAAACGACGUUAUGGUGAGAACAGGUCACAUGAGGGCAUGAUUACCGGGCGAGGCCCUACAUUACGGAGUGACCUGUCACCAUCCUUCACAACAAAUCAGGCCAGCUGCGAUGGUCCGGUCACCAACUUCGUCUUCAUUAAGGUCCAUAAGACUGGUUCUGGCUCUACGUUUUUGGUACUGGCUAGGUUCGGCCGGAACCACGGAAUGACCAUCUGCUACCCGAUUCACGAUAAGCACAGGCGGCUCUCGUACAACAGCCCAAACUUAGACAGGUCGGCGUGCCAGCCUUCCCUAGGAAACUACACCCUCCUCAUCAACCACGCCAUCAUGAACAAGACUGCCAUGGACCGCCUCAUGGCGCCCGGUACCAGGUACAUCGGCAUCGUGCGCCACCCGCUGGAACAUUUCCGUUCCGUGUUCUUCUAUGAGAAUCAGCCGGCAAAGGACAGCGUCAACCCGUUAGGGAAGUACCUGGAUAGCAAGGUGAACUACAAGCCAGGACGUACUGGCAUGGGAAAACUUGGGAAGCCGGUCUGUCAGCAGAAGAAUUUCCAAGCUUACACCUUGGGCUUCCCAAGGAAGCUGUUUGGGAGCAGGAAGAAAAGUGUACUAGAGGAGACUCUUAGAACCGUUGGCAGCUGGUACUCCAUAGUUCUGAUAACAGAGUACUGGGAGGAAUCCUUGGUGUUGCUGAGAAGAACGUUUUGCUGGACCAUGUACGACAUCCUCCACACAACAAGAAGACUCCACGUUCAAAGAGAUCCCAAAAAGUCAGCCCCACUCACGGACAAACAGAUAGAAACUCACAGGAAAAUCACACCCAUAGACUAUCUCAUAUACGACUACUUCAACAGGACCUUUUGGGAACGGACAACCAAGGAAGGACCCGAGUUUUGGGACGAGGUGGUGUAUUUUAAAACACUGAAUCUCCAAGUAAACAACCACUGUACACUCUCCCAAGGAGAUAAAGUCUUUCCUAGCGGCAAAUGGAGCCGAGAGUUUUUGGCUGACUCGACCUUCUGUGAAGAACUGGACUGGACCACUACGCAGUGGAAUUCAGCCUUGUUGCUCCAACUUGAAAGGCAAAACGAAGAGAUUAGUAGAAAGCAAGCCCAAAUUGAAUCUGAGUGACCUCAAAUCUACAUCAAAAAUAUUUACACGUUGUCUAGUGGUGUGUAUCAGAGAACACACUUUGUAGCAUUGAAUGUAAUUCAUUUUGUCUCAAAGAUAUUUACUUUGUAUCAAAAAAGUUCAAUACACUUUGUUUCAAA